Meloidogyne enterolobii is the source of this 441-nucleotide messenger RNA. The record is from the annotation of a GenBank genome assembly. NCBI's taxonomy places the organism in Eukaryota, Metazoa, Nematoda, Chromadorea, Rhabditida, Meloidogynidae.
AUGGAUACUUUAAAUCAGAAUGGUGCUUUUUUAGAACAUCCGGAUGCUUAUGAGGAUUUAUUAAAUCGAAAAUUGUCUUUACGAAGUAUGCGUCAAUGUUUAAAAAUGGCUGUUGAUGGGUAUGAGGAAGCUGUCCAAGAACGUCGUGAAGUUGAAGAAAUGAAAAAUGAAUAUGAAAAAAUGGAACCGAGUCAUGUUUUUAUGAACGACUAUGAUAAACGUAUUCUUGAUUUCCAUCUCGCAAGUUUGGAAUCUUCUAUUGGUGCGCCGCUUCGAACAGUUGCUUUAAAGGAUUGGGAUCAAGAUGACCUUUAUGGCUUUGAUGGUUCACACAUAACAGGUAGUUGUAAAUUUAUAAACAACGAAAAAAGGUGUACUCUUGUGUCCGUUAAUUUCCUCCACAAUCCCUAUUCUUUUAUGCACAUUCAAUUACAAAAUUAA